GGGGGCAGCCUCUGUUAUCAUUAGACCUGAGUGGGGGUGACCAUAUAAUUCAGCUGAGAUUUGAACCAGCAGACUCCACUACAACGACACUUCCUCUUCAUCAGAGCAAAGUACAAAGUACACUAAAGGGAACGAGAAAAGACCAAGGUUUUCUGUUCUGCAUUGUUAGUUUUGAAAGAACAUGUAUGAAGAAAUAAAAGUGACAGUGUGAAAAUACCAACAGAUGUUUAAGGAAGUAAGUGGCAAUUAACUAUACUCCAGAUUUCUGCAUGUCUUAGCAGAUUGAGCAAGCAUACAGCAUAUAGAGAAGACCCUGUGUGAAUAUAUGUGUGAUUGUAAAUCGUGUCCUCUAAGGGUUUAACCUCUAAGGGUUUGGGGAGUUGAACUGACAAUGGUGAGAAUUCGACUUUUUACAGUAAUGGCUGAGUGUGUGACUGAAAGUGAAAGUAACAUGCUGCAUUUUUUGGCUGUGUGUUAAAAGGAACCAUGGUCUGCAUUCAAAACUUCGCUUUUCUACAAAUGACCUUUUGGAUAUGACACCAGCUGCAAUUGUUGGCUUCAUAUCAAAGGAAAAUAUUUGAACCUAUCAGAGCAGAAGCUUAGGCCUCUUUGAAACAAACUAGUCCCUGAUAAUAUGACUGCAACUAUGACUUGAUAGUAUAUAUAUAUAAAAAAAUGCCUGUAACCAUUUCCUAAAUGUGUCCCUCGUUCACUGACUUGUUUAAGGGAGUGAAACUGACCAUUGUUAUUUCAGUUUCAGGCAUCUGGAAAUAUAUCCUCUGUGUGUGACUGAGGGUUUCUGUCGAUGACACCUCCGCCUCUCAGCCUGAUAAAUGCUCACCUGGUGUCGAGAUGAGUUCCACAGGCUCCGACGGGGUUGGGGGGAACUCCUCCGACUGUGAGCACGACCUGAAUGACUGGGAGCAUGCAAUGGAGCAGCUGUACACCUGGCUCUACCUGAUCAUCCUGGUUCCCGGGUUGUUAGGCAAUACCUUAGCCCUCUGGGUUCUGUGUCGCUUUAUAAGAAAAAAGACCAAGGCGGUGAUUUUCAUGAUCAACCUGGCGGUGGCCGACCUGCUGCACGUCCUCUCCCUGCCGCUGCGCAUCUACUACUACUUCACCCACAGCUGGCCGUUUGGGCACGCCAUGUGCCUCCUGUGCUUCUACCUGAAAUACCUGAACAUGUACGCAGGCAUCACCUUCCUGAUGUGCAUCAGCAUCCAGCGCUGCGCCUUCCUCAUGCACCCUUUCUGCGCCAAGGGCUGGAAGCGCCGCUACGAUGUCCGCAUCAGCACCGCCGUGUGGCUGGUGGUGGGACUGUGUUGCACGCCCUUCAUACUCAUGAGAAUUAGCAGCAGCGGCGGUAGUUCCACCCAAGAGAGUCCUGCGACUAAUGUCUCCUUCCACGCCGACCUGCCCAACACCUCCAGCUGCUUCAAAGACCUGCCCAUGCGUAAGCUGGAGCUGCAUCAGGCUGUGCCCAUGAUUGCAUUCGCUGAGCUUUUUGGCUUCGUGCUGCCUCUGACGGUGAUCCUGGUGUGCUCGUGCCUGAUCCGCCGCUCACUGCGCAAGGCCGAUCAAGAGCGCAGCAGGGACACCACCCGCCGAGCCCUGCGCAUGGUGCUGGUGUGCACGGGCGUAUUCCUGGUCUGCUUCGCCCCGUACCACAUCAACUUCGUGCUCUACAUGAUGGUGUCGCAGCAGCUGGUCACAAAUUGCGACGUGGUGCUGGCCGUGCGCCGCUUCCAUCCGGUCUCGCUGUGCAUCGCCAGCCUCAACUGCUGCCUCAACCCUCUCAUCUACUACUUCCUGACAACCGAGUUCCGCGACCAUCUGGUGCGCACCGGUAGUUCCGUGCUUAGGGGACGCCUGAUGAGCAUGGAGAGCACCUCCUCGGCAAAGGAGUAACUUUCAGUUUCCAGAGGUUAAUAAAAUGUGUGUGUGUGUGUGUAUCUCCGUCCUAAAGGGCUGACUGAUGAGCCUGGAAAUCAUAUCCUCUGGAAGGGAGUAACUCUGACCCCUAUACCUCCCUGUUACAAGGGAAUCAUUUCAAUUCAAUUCAAUUCAAUUCAGUUCAGUUCGAUUCACUUUUACUCAUUUAUAAAGCUCCAUUGACAACAGACGUUGCCUCAAAGCCUGCGCCCCCUAGAGCAGGCCCAAGGGGACGGUGGCGAGGGAGAACUCCCUGUGUGGAGCCACUUCUAGUGGGGGACUGGGCAGUCUGGGGCUCCUCACUUAGCAGAGUGACUGGCAUUAACUAGGGGGUCAUUUUUUCAGCUAGCUAGACAAGACCAUAUUUUUCCAUAUGGUUGUGUGGGGGGAUUGCAUAUACUGCAUAUGUGUUGAUGGAUUGGGUGGUACUUUCUCAUAUAGAGUAUAGCUGGACUAUAAUAUGGUACCCCUUGGUUAAAG
Molecule: messenger RNA, 2412 nt
Organism: Clupea harengus (Atlantic herring)
Lineage: Eukaryota; Metazoa; Chordata; Actinopteri; Clupeiformes; Clupeidae
Gene: p2ry10
Product: putative P2Y purinoceptor 10
Exons: 2
Coding region: 853-1908 (351 amino acids)
Biological process (GO): phospholipase C-activating G protein-coupled receptor signaling pathway; positive regulation of Rho protein signal transduction
Cellular component (GO): plasma membrane
Molecular function (GO): G protein-coupled receptor activity
Source: RefSeq, a predicted model, not a curated record